Molecule: messenger RNA, 562 nt
Organism: Gossypium arboreum
Lineage: Eukaryota; Viridiplantae; Streptophyta; Magnoliopsida; Malvales; Malvaceae
Exons: 2
Coding region: 136-492 (118 amino acids)
Biological process (GO): GPI anchor biosynthetic process
Cellular component (GO): endoplasmic reticulum
Source: RefSeq, a predicted model, not a curated record
UUUCCAUAGUUAAGUGACUACUAAUGUAGUUUACCUAUUUUAAUUCUCAAUUCCGAAAGCAACGUAUCCAUAAAUGUACUUUAUAUUUUACAGUACUAUGAAGAAAUUGGUAAACCAACACCAAAGGUUGAAGUAAUGAAAUACCUAAAGAAUAAACAGUACACUGAUGCCAAGGAUUUCGCAGGGGAAUGUGAGCCCGUCGUCGUGAUUGCCAAAGGACAAAGUGUGCAAGGGACAUGCAAGUACGGUACUCGGGUUGAUUACAUACUAGCAUCUCCGAAUUCGCCGUACAAAUUCGUUCCGGGUUCGUAUUCGGUAUUGUCUUCAAAAGGGACUUCAGAUCAUCACAUAGUGAAAGUCGACGUAGUAAAAACAGAUGAAAAUGUCAAAGAAAAUGGCAGCAGGAAGCGACGGCAACAACCGAAACAGAGAGUCGUGAAGAUUACAGCAGACAGUUCUCCAUCAAAAAGCAUAUGGAAAACACAUACAUGACGGGAAAUUUAUAAUUUGCUUUAAAUAAUUUUGAAAUAGAAACGAUAGGGUUAUAUUGGUAAAAUUAUCA